AUGGAUCCGCCUCAUACACCAACUCCUGCACAUGGAGCUUCUCGAUCUCCACUUUCGCGUUCUUCUUCCCCUGGUGCAAGGAAGCGCCCCCAGCCCAACGACUACCCACUUUCCACUGAUAGCAGACCCGGGAACGGUCCAAUGGGCGGUGCAGGCCAAGACCAACUUUCGGCCACGUCCUCCAAGGCCCGCCUACAAACCCCCGCGCCCGAUAGCAGUGCUGGCAAAUCCAAGUCCAAUAAGCGCAAGAACCGCCGGCGCAGACCCAAAAAUCGCAAACAAUCCUUCCUCACUCCCGCCCCGGAGACGUCGCAUGAAAGGCCUGGAACCUCAUCGGUAGCUGAUGUUGCUAGAGAGCCGAUGGAAGGCGAUCGGCCACCCUCGAAGGAUGGUCAGUCUUUUUUCAAAUUGGGUAGGAAUUUAAGCAAUACCAGCUUGGAGAGCGAGGCAUUAUUGGAUCAUAGAGACCAACCUAUGAUGCGCCCGCGUCGUGACAGUCGCCAAACUUCAACAUUCCGUCCUAGCUCUCUGAUAUCCGGCGCCUUGCGGUCUGGCGAUUUACGAGCUCGAACCAGCCCUGCAGGAGGAUGGCCUCAACAAUACCAGGAGGAAGACAGUGAUUAUUUCGAGCCCACAGACCGCACACCUUUGGUGCGAACCACACCAGGGGCGACAUCAGGUCGAACUCGCUAUGGAUCAGAUAUGCGCACCAGUCCACUCUCCUCUCGCCCACGAAGAACAUCCGGUCAAACAACAUCGUCUCAAUGCUCGCCAAACCACGGCUCAUCCUAUUUCCCCGAGCAAGAACGCGACUUUGAUGUCAACAACCCUCCGUCGAUGCCCGGGACACCGAAGCUAGGGCCGGAUAUAAAUUACGAUGAUGCUAUGAUGACUGGUGUCGAAUUUGAUUUUGCGCAAUCUAUGGAGAAUCACAUGGACGCCUUCAAUCGGGUGAAUGAUGCGGUGAUCAAUAUAGAGGGCAUGCCACAUCAACACUCCGCGCCUUCGUCUGCACGUGGCUCCCCUUUAUAUUCCCCACAUCCGGAAUUUGGUUCACGACGCCACACCGCCCCCCCGGAAGAUGUUUGUUUGCCCCCGGAUGGGUCAGAACUCGGAGAUGAAAGUUUACAUGUGCCACGGGAUGACACCGGUGAAAAACGACGGCGCAGACACCGACGAUGGCCUGACCUCUCGGUGUUGGAAGAAUGGAGUCGAGAAGAAAAGGAAGAGCGCAGUGGGGAUUCCCGCGUUAAAAAGAUCAACGAGCCGAUGCUUAUUGAGGGUCGACUGCGACCCCAGUAUAAGGUAUGGCGACGUGAAGAGGACGAGGCCCCUUAUCGAUUCACCUAUUUCAACGAAGAGUUCCCGAGCACUAUCCACGCACAGACUAUUUCAGAGCUGGUGCAACCGGGUGGUAGUUUUCGAGAAUUGUUCAUUCCUGACCCUCCUGAACUAGAGGACUCCUCGUCUGAGGAAGGAGACGAUGAUAACCACUCUUCCAACGAGCAUACUGCUGGUCAUUCAUUCCAUCCUCCCGGCAGUGGGCCCCGGGUAGCUACGUCACAUGAAGAAUUGCGUGCUACGAAUGGUGGAAAUACCCCGAGGACAUUAAAUACUACCAAGGAUGGCCAAAAUGCCAUGACAGCCACCACAGCCUCCACAGCUGAGACCAAAGGACAUCAGCGUUUGUCUGUUAUCAGUGAAGUACACCAAGAAUCCAACCGAGGAAUCUCGCCGACAUAUUCAAACAACGGCGUGAAGCCCAAGCGGUAUGGCCCCCGCCCGACAUUUUGGCUCGAUGUUCUUUCGCCAACAGAUGCGGAGAUGCGAGCUAUUGCAAAGGCAUUUGGUAUUCAUGCAUUGACUGCUGAGGAUAUCAUGAUGCAAGAGGCACGAGAAAAGGUAGAGCUAUUUCGCAGUUACUACUUUGUAAACUACCGUACCUUUGAACAGGACACCAACAGCGAAGACUACCUCGAACCUGUCAACAUGUAUGUCGUUGUUUUCCGCGAGGGAGUGAUUUCCUUCCAUUUUUCACAAACACCCCAUCCCGCCAAUGUACGGAGGCGUAUUCGACAGCUCAUGGACUAUUUGAUCCUCAGUUCUGACUGGAUCUCGUACGCCCUGAUUGAUGAUAUUACCGAUGUGUUCGGUCCACUUAUCCAAGCCAUCGAAAAUGAGGUCGAUGAGAUCGAUGAGAUGAUCAUGCAAAUGCACUCAUCCAGCAAAGAGGGGUCCGCGAAUGACAAUGUACUUCCCUCCUUUGCACCUGGCGAAAUGCUUCGACGGGUGGGCGAAUGCCGCAAGAAGGUGAUGGGGCUCUACCGGCUGCUCAGCAACAAGGCAGAUGUGGUUAAAGGGUUUGCGAAACGCUGCAACGAGCAAUGGGAAGUGGCACCUAAAUCAGAGAUUGGUCUGUAUUUGGGCGAUAUUCAGGACCAUAUUAUGACCAUGACAGGCAAUUUGACACACUACGAAACGAUACUCUCUCGGGCGCAUUCCAACUACCUAGCUCAGAUCAACAUCUUGAUGAAUGAGCGCCAGGAGCAGACUGCUGAUGUUUUGGGCAAGUUGACUGUACUGGGUACCAUUGUUCUCCCCAUGAAUAUUAUUUGUGGUAUGUGGGGUAUGAACGUGAAAGUCCCGGGCCAGGAUAUCGAUAAUCUGUCUUGGUUCUGGUCGAUUACGGCCGGUUUGUCCGUCUUUGCCUUGCUCUCAUUUGUGAUUGCCAAACGAGUCUACAAGAUUGUGUAG
Penicillium longicatenatum is the source of this 2754-nucleotide messenger RNA. RefSeq names its product magnesium transporter CorA family protein. Gene Ontology annotation, cellular component: plasma membrane. Lineage: Eukaryota; Fungi; Ascomycota; Eurotiomycetes; Eurotiales; Aspergillaceae. The coding region runs from base 1 to 2754 and encodes 917 amino acids. Gene Ontology annotation, molecular function: magnesium ion transmembrane transporter activity. Gene Ontology annotation, biological process: intracellular magnesium ion homeostasis; magnesium ion transmembrane transport. The record is from RefSeq and is a predicted model, not a curated record. The transcript is spliced from 5 exons.